Corylus avellana is the source of this 707-nucleotide messenger RNA. RefSeq names its product protein LURP-one-related 10-like. The record is from RefSeq and is a predicted model, not a curated record. NCBI's taxonomy places the organism in Eukaryota, Viridiplantae, Streptophyta, Magnoliopsida, Fagales, Betulaceae.
GAUUUCCCAGAAGAAUUAAUAUGGCACAGCCAAUGGGUGUGCGGCCAGUAGCUGAUCAUCCUGCUUCAGUUAUCAGCUCCAAUUAUUGCGCUCCUCAUCCUAUUGAUCUUGCAAUCGUCAGAAAGGUCAAGCCCCUAACCGGGGAAAGCUUUGAAAUCACAAACAUCGAAGGCAACAUCGUUUUUAAACUCAAAGCACCCUAUAGCUUCAGCCAUAGCCUGCGUGUCUUACUUGAUGCAGCUGGAAAUCCCAUUGUCACUUUCAGACAGAAGAUAAACUCAUGGCAUGGUAGAUGGAAAGUUUUUAGGGGUAGUAGCACAGACUCCAGCAAUCUACUCUUCAGUGCUAAGCGAUCUUCAAUGUUCCAAUAUGUCAAUAGCACAAUAGACGUGUUCUUGGCAAAUAACACAAGAGAGGAUUAUUGUGACUUCAAGCUGAAGGGAAGUUAUCGGCUACGAUCUUGUGUCAUUUAUGCUGGAGACUCAACCACACUAAUUGCCCAGAUGCAUAAGGAGCAAUCCCGGCAACGCAUCUUCCAGCUUCCAAAGGACAAAUUCACGGUGACAGUGAAUCCCAACAUUGAUUACGCAUUCAUAGUUGUGCUUAUUUUGAUUCUUUACGAGAUCGAUAGUUCGGACUGAGACAAUCUGGAAUUGGUAUGCAAUCCUAGAUGUGGGUUGAUCUAUGGAUCCUAGAUACUUUCCUUC